CACAACUCAGAAUACGCUCCCUAGUUUAGUAUGUGCGGUCGGAACGUGACGAUGAAAACAUUGCAUCACAUUCACUGACAAUCCGUCAGUUUCGAUGUCGAGUGUUAGUUUGUGUGUCGAGUUGGAAUUGCGUUCCAUGUCCAUGACGCCUUCAUUGUGCUUCCUUCCAUGUUGUAUACUGAUAGUAAAACGGUAAUAAAUAGCUUGAUAGCAGGCGCUGAUAACCGGCGGGCGGUGCAUGAGUUCGAUUCUUGCCGCUGAUGCUAAAACAAAGUCUAGUGCCCUGUAGGAGCUCAGUUGAUGAACAUAAGCCGGUGUAGUAACGAGUAGUGAAGCCGAUAACAGCAGACCGCAGUGUACCUGGAAGAUUCCGUGUGUUAUAUAACUCCAAUGUGCAUGUGAUUUGUACACAUAAACCUAACAAUAGCUAAUGUGGUGUGGAGAACCAAACAUUCUAGCAGUGUCAACAGCUCAUGCGCUUAGGGUCAAAGCGAAGUGCUAUGCAGCUAUGAGGUCGGAGACACACGCCUGACGGACAAACCGGUUAUCGAAGUUCAACUCCACCCCGAGUUCGGGGUUCCUUGAGCGGGACCGGCGGAAUUGAAUGAGCGGCAAUUAUUUGUUUUUUUUUUGUUUUGCUGUUCACAACCAAGAGACCAAAUAAAGUGCCAAAAUAGAAAGACGGAACCAGGAAAAUGUUACACGAGACGGAUGACAACAAAGUCCGUUACCGGCGGACGCAAAGCGUGACCCGAGCCGAGGAGAUUACCAAACAGGAAACCAAACAGCGAAAAUCGCAACCAGACAAACCAUGCCAUUACCCGAGGGAUUCACUGUUCUCCUGGAGCUCGGGCUUCGACAACUUCACCGGUCUAGUCAAUUGGGGCUUUCUGCUGCUCACGAUGGGAGGCUUUCGGCUAGUGUUAGAAAAUUUUAUCAAAUACGGCAUCCGGGUCGAUCCGGUGCAGUGGUUCGUGGUGCUCACGGGGAAGGACGAGGGCGAAGGAAUUCCGUCGAUGCUGUUGAUACUGUAUUCGUUUAUUCCUAUACUGAUAUGUUUGUUCACGGAGCUUGGGCUGGCCCAUGAGGUACUCAUCGAGGGCGGAGGAAUGGCUGUGCAGAUGGUAAACAUGGGAGUGCUAGUGCUGAUUCCAAUGGUUGUGAUACACGUCAAAGGGCACAACUUUAGCCUCGUUGGUGCGAUGACAGUCUGUUUCUGGUACUGCAUUCUGUUCUUGAAAAUGUGGAGCUACGUUCAGGUUAACAUGUGGUGCCGUAACCAACGCCGCAGUCGAUCCAGCCGACGACAGAGUAUUUCCAUUGCACAACUGCAAAACGAACGCGAACACGAGCAAGAACGCAGUGGAAGCGGGGCAGGUGAAACGACACCACAGCCCAACGACAACGGUAAAGAUAAGGUACCCGAACUGGUUCACUAUCCGGACAAUCUACAUCUAAAGGAUUUUUGCUACUUCCUGUUGGCCCCGACAUUAUGCUACGAACUGAACUUCCCACGAACCUCGCGGAUCCGGAAGCGCUUCCUGAUCAAGCGUAUUUUGGAAGUGGUGAUCGGAGUCCACAUUGUGAUGGGUUUAUUCCAACAGUGGAUGAUACCCUCGGUGAAAAACUCGUUGAUUCCGUUCUCAAACAUGGACCUGACCAAAACGACUGAACGAUUACUGAAAUUAGCGAUUCCCAACCAUUUAAUGUGGCUGUGCUUCUUCUAUCUAUGUUUCCACUCAUUUCUAAACCUGAUGGGAGAACUCCUUCACUUUGCCGACCGCAGUUUCUACCAGGAUUGGUGGAAUGCAAACAACAUCGACACAUUCUGGAGAAGUUGGAACAUGCCCGUGCAUAAAUGGUGCGUUCGACAUCUCUACAUUCCAGUGGUCGGCCAGGGAUGCUCCAAGCGAACCGCUUCGAUAAUUGUGUUCUUCGUCAGUGCCUUCUUCCACGAGUACCUCGUCAGUGUUCCGCUGAGAACAUUCAAGAUUUGGGCCUUCAUGGGUAUGAUGGCCCAGAUACCGCUCUCUUUCGUUUCCAAGUUCAUGGAAAACCAGUACGGACCCCGCUUCGGAAACAUCGUUGUGUGGGCAUCGAUUAUUCUCGGCCAACCGCUCGCCAUCAUGAUGUACUAUCACGAUUACGUGAUUACGCACUACAACGAGGUUUUGGUGUGACCGUUGCCAAGGUACAAGGUGCGGCAGAGCUUGAACCUAGGUUCACAACGGCUUGAAAACUCACAAACAACAUUGAGCCUUAACAUCACAUUUUUGAGAGCCAUACAUCAACUAUAACAUCACAUUUUUUCGAUAGAUAAUUCAACAUUUUGUACGUUUAUUGCCUUUUUAAAUAUAUACAUUUUUGUGGAAAUUAA
Molecule: messenger RNA, 2377 nt
Organism: Toxorhynchites rutilus septentrionalis
Lineage: Eukaryota; Metazoa; Arthropoda; Insecta; Diptera; Culicidae
Gene: mdy
Product: diacylglycerol O-acyltransferase 1
Exons: 9
Coding region: 696-2180 (494 amino acids)
Biological process (GO): triglyceride biosynthetic process
Cellular component (GO): endoplasmic reticulum membrane
Molecular function (GO): diacylglycerol O-acyltransferase activity
Source: RefSeq, a predicted model, not a curated record